AUGACUCACCCAAUUAUCUUCAACAGCAGUCUCGGUCUAGGCCUUAUGAUAGUCGGCCUCGGUCUCAACGCCACCUUUCGCCCAAAUGACCAUCUCCAGCGCCUCGAAUUCCCCGUCCCUACUGAACCUCUGGCAAAGAAGUUCAGUCUCGCGCUCAUGAAGAUUUGGGGCAUUCGCAACAUCACCGUCGGCGUCUUGAUCUCGCUUAUCUGGACAACUGGAGACGAGACAUUGAUGGCCAAGGCUUUGAGUGCAGCGCUGGCUAUGCCGGUUACUGAUGGUUUUGUGAGUAGGAUUAUUAUUGGAGGUGGGGAGACGCAGCAUUGGGUGUUUCCUCCUUUGCUUGUGGUCAUGAUUGCUGGAUUGUUUGGAUACUUUUGA
Messenger RNA from Fusarium oxysporum Fo47, 381 nucleotides. RefSeq names its product DUF4267 domain-containing protein. The record is from RefSeq and is a predicted model, not a curated record. NCBI's taxonomy places the organism in Eukaryota, Fungi, Ascomycota, Sordariomycetes, Hypocreales, Nectriaceae. Bases 1 to 381 code for a protein of 126 amino acids. The transcript has a single exon.